CGCCUCGGUGUUCUUUCUCUUCCUCUGUCGCGACAGGUUCGCAAACUUUCCGCCUAAUUCUUCGUAAAUAGUUGUUGAAUCCGUUCGAAGUUCUACGGUUUGCGUCGACAGCUUCCGUUGAGGGCGGGCGAAACGUUGAAAUAUCGAGGAGAUAUGGCGCAGCAUUGAUUCCCCAGCUGUUUCUCCUGAUUCGUAGCCAUUAGACGCAAUUAGCUCCCAGGGUUUCGAUUUCUUCUCCGGGAACCUGCGGUUUUGGCGCAAGGAUGCAAGCUGAAAAGACCGACACCGAGACCGAGAAGGUACAGCAAAACAACGUCGAUAAAAACGAUGCCGAGGGUGGAAAAAACGAGGCCAAGCCGGAGAAAAACCACGCCGAUGAGGAAUCCACGGAGGUGACGAACAAAACGGCGAACCUGAAGAUCGAGGACGAGACAGGAAGCUCGCCCAGCAGCCCGGGCGCCACGCAGCCUGGCACCUUCCUGUCUAGCUUCAAGGCGUUCUCGAAAUUCGGCGAUCCGAAAAGCGACGGGAAGCUGAUCACCCUCAGUCAGAGCGAUAAGUGGAUGAAGCAGGCGAAGGUGAUCGAUGGAAAGAAGAUCACCACCACGGACACGGGGAUUUACUUCAAGAAGCACAAAUCCACGAAGCUGGGAGUGGAGCAGUACAAAGCCUUCCUAGAGGAGUUGGCCAAGAGCAAGAAGGUAGACUUGACGGAGAUGAAGAAGAAGAUGGCGCACUGUGGACCACCCGGAGUGACUGGUGCUUCAGGGGUGGGAAAAGCGGCCUCGACCGUGGACAGGCUGACAGACGUCAGCAAGUACACCGGCUCCCACAAGCAACGGUUCGACGAAACCGGAAAGGGCAAGGGGAUCGCUGGUCGCAAGGACCUUCCCGACCAGUCCGGCUACGUGCAAGGCUACCAAAACAAGGACACCUACAAGGGCCACUAGCCCCCGAUCGCGUGCUCCUGCGAUGUAUUCGACACUCUGUUGUCCCGUCCACGCACUUCACAUGAAACGAACGCGUCUUCGUUGCGUUGCUUCACUGGCGUUCUUCCUAGCGUCGCAGCUCGCUGAACGACACCGCUGACCAUCAACGCCGAACGACGAAGACCCAUCGAACGCACCGAGGAAUCCUCUUCAGGGGAUCUCGGCGACCUCAACGUCUCGACAUGAGGGAACAUGAAGGGUUUCACGAGUUGUUCUUCGCGAUAACGACUUGGAAACCUAACGGUGGUUCCAGGACGCCAUUCGCGGGCUUGCUAUAGCGAAGAUUAACGUUACGUCUGCUGGGCAACUGUCUGUCGAAACAUUUUUCUUCUGAAAAAUAUUUUUACAUCUAGCGAAGCUGAGACACACGGUUCGAUUCGUGCUACCUUUUCUUUAAGGUGUCCUUCUAGUUGUCGCGUAACAGAAACGCCGAAUGAUGCUACGAGGCUUUUGGUAAAGAGCCUUUAAACAUAAUCUGGUUAUUACUUCUUCAAGUGGUCCGCCAUCUUCUCACGAAAUUGAGGCUACCACUACUGUAUUCAACUGACUCAAUUGUACGGGUUCGUAUGUCGCAGUCACUUAUUCUCGUGUAAACUUCUAUCUUUUAUAAUCGUAAAAGUAUAUUAACCUUUCACUAAUUACUCGAAAGUACAAUCCAAUAUUGAGACCGUACGUCCACGUACCAUUGGGUCCAGAAGCUGGUGAUUAGGAGAGUACUGCGACGAAGAAAGGGUAGCAUGAACAGGACGAACAGUAGCCCGAGGGACGUCGUGAAUCAGGCUUCAUUUUAAGCUACUCUAAGCUUUGCACACGCGCCGAGAUUUUAACAGGAAACGUUGAAACGCGACACUCUCGCUUCCGGCUCCUUAUAUCUGGAAGGUGGUCGACUCUAAUAGAGAAACGAAUCCACGAACAUUCUCGAAAUAUGUGUGCAGACGUGACUUAAUUUUAUGCGAUCAUCUUAGCUCGCAAAAAUUUAAGAGACCAACGUUAUAAAUUCCGUGGGUUACCCUGGUCGCGUAAAACCGGUCAAUUAAGUCGCAUUUACACAAAUAUAUCGGAAAUGUUCGAUUCUCGAUGGCCACUCUUCGUGCGUUAAGUUGCUUUCUAAACAAAAUUCACGCGCUACUUUUCGCGCUACAAUUUCUCGUAACGUUAAUUUUUGUAUAAGAACGUAACGGUAAGUUUUCUAUUCAUUUUGUAUCUCGCGACACGUCAGUUGGGUCAUCGUCGCGAAGGCGAUCGAUUUUCAGGCGUUUUCCACGAGACACCACUUGUUGCGUCCGUUGUCUAUACGCGACUCGAUCGCUCUCGUUCCAGUUGAUCGUCGAGUUAGGGUGACGCGAGUGAGCGAACUGGGAAACGGGUCAGUGCAGUUCCGUGGACAAUUUUCCUGCGGUGAUAAACGAAUCGCGAACAGUGCAAACGUUACCUGGUGCGAUCCAAGCCUGAGAAUGCUACUUUCCACGUAAUGUACAUACUUCUGGGUGAACGAGAACCCUUUGGAGGCUCCAGCGUCGCCAGCGAAUCAAACGAAUCGCGCGACGUCGCUUCUGCGCAAGGUACGUGCGCAGUAGAGGCUUCUCGAAGUCUCCAUUCGCCGGUGUCGCUCGUAUCUCCCGGGUUUCCGUGAACCCGACCGUACACACAAUUCACAGGGUCGCAAACACAAAUAAUGUAAAGUAUUCUAUCCGUUACAGAGGUGCUUCUUACGAAAUAUCGACCACGUUGCAUCCGCAGCUCGUUAAUCGUUUCGAGUCUCUGAUAUUCUCUCGUACGCUGUCUGUAAUCGAUAUAAGAACGAACGUGGUACAAACGCCGAGUCCAGGCGGUAGAUAUCGGCCGCUCAAGGUCGCUGAGCGGUUAUUAACAUGGGUGUGUUUUUAAUAUCGCGAACGUUCGCAGCUGGCGAUUGGAGUAUACGAAAAUCGAAUUUGUGAUCACGCGAGGCUUGAGAUAUUUCCGGUUAUUCUUACAUUUACAAUAUAUACGUAAACGAUUAAAGUGUACUUAAACGUGGCUGUCGGCGCGACGGCGGCGGGUUCGUGACCAAAAUCCGUAACUUGGUACUAACUCUCGGAGAUACUCGGGCGAACUGUAACGGAAGACAAGCUUGCGAGAGCGGCAGCGUGCCCGCUUUAUUGUUAAACGUAAUAACAGAGAAAAGAACACUCGGAGAGCUGUGUAUUCCCUUCUAGCCUAUUUUCUAUGGACGUUUUUCCGAUAAGAAUUGUCGUCGAUGUUACUUCCGAGAUUAAGCGUUCUUUUUCUUCAAGAUGUCUGAUACCGGGGGAUUGCCGUCACUUAUGCGAAUAUAUGUCUUCAUGUAUCCAUAACGCACCUUACGAAUUCUCUCUAAUCGAUGUACACCACUUAGGGGGCCUCGGCCGGGCCCUCGCGAACGAAAAAGACGUUCGAUGAUUCGGAACAAUAAAGAAGAGUUGAACGAA
Messenger RNA from Hylaeus volcanicus, 3439 nucleotides. RefSeq names its product tubulin polymerization-promoting protein homolog (gene ringer). Lineage: Eukaryota; Metazoa; Arthropoda; Insecta; Hymenoptera; Colletidae. Gene Ontology annotation, biological process: positive regulation of protein polymerization; microtubule bundle formation; microtubule polymerization. The record is from RefSeq and is a predicted model, not a curated record. The transcript has 4 exons. Gene Ontology annotation, cellular component: microtubule. Gene Ontology annotation, molecular function: tubulin binding. Bases 264 to 950 code for a protein of 228 amino acids.